AUGAAUCACGGUACACUCGUCAUUCGUGGAGAAAAGGUUACGUCGCGAAAUGUAAGCGGUGUUGGUUUUGCUGUGCACCCAUUUGUCGUCCAUCUUGUCGAUUCUCACGAGAUCCUGUCACCUCGUCUGGCCAUUCUUCGCCUCCGCCGUCUGCGCCAAAAACCCAUCAGUAUCAACAACUGCUACUCACCAACAUCAGCAGCUGACGAAUCCGAAUUGGACGCGUUUUACGAGGAGCUGGAGGAAGUGAUCAGCAACGAGAAGUCCUUCUACAAAUUCGUUGUUGGAGACUUCAACGCAAAACUAGGAAAGGCCACAGAAAAGGAAUACAGGAUCGGAAGAUUUGGACUGGGGGACCGGAGUGAAAAUGGCAAUCGUCUCGCCGGGCUGUUGUCCCCCACUCGCCUCUUUCGUGAGAACUCUCGUUUCAUGAAGAAAGAUAAUCGUCGUGGUUCUGAUCACGGUCUCCUUCGUGCGAAAAUACGACUUAGUCACACGAUGGAAAAGAGCAUCUGCUAUCAGCAGCGAAGGAGAAAAGAAGUCGUCUACGACGACUGCGUACCCGAGGACUCCGUGUUCUAA
This is a messenger RNA of Necator americanus (New World hookworm), 582 nucleotides long. RefSeq lists its product as uncharacterized. The record is from RefSeq and is a predicted model, not a curated record. Gene Ontology annotation, biological process: chromatin remodeling. NCBI's taxonomy places the organism in Eukaryota, Metazoa, Nematoda, Chromadorea, Rhabditida, Ancylostomatidae. The transcript is spliced from 2 exons. Gene Ontology annotation, cellular component: nucleus. The coding region runs from base 1 to 582 and encodes 193 amino acids.